ACUACACAGAGAAUGUCCUGACAAAUGUGCAGGCUUCUCCUGAAAUGAGGAACGUUUGCAAGACUCCAUGAACUCUUAAUUCCAGUGACACAUCUAGAGUUUGAUAGAAAUGGCCCGGGAUGCCAGAUCUUCACGAUUAAUUAAAAAAGAGGAGAUAAGCAAAAAGAAACCGAGUCCUGUUAAAAAGAAAUCUUGUCAAGGAAUAAAAGAUGCCAAGAAAGAGUCCUCAAAGAAAGAGUGUCCUACAGGCUGUAGAAAAUUAAUAGAAGACCAGAACGAUGGCAAGAAAAAAUCCCAAAGACGUAAACCUCCAUUAAGUUCGCCAUGCCGAUUUCUCCGGAGCAGUGUAACCAAAGCCUUUUCUGGAACUUCUUGGAUGAACCUGGAAUUAACGGAUAAUGUUAUCUUCCACAACCAGCCUCCUUUGAGCUGCGGUGGAUUUUCCAUGACUCUUCGCAGGAAACCGUUUUCCCAUAGGCUGUUUCAAGCAUCGACAAUCUCAAAAGCCAAAAAGAGUGGCCCAAGAAAAAAACAGAAAGCCAGAUCAGGAAUUUCCUCUGCACUAGAAAGGAAAGACGUUGAACAGACUACAAGAGCUUUUGCACGAGAUUUAAACUUGAAUAGUGAAUUACCUUCUCCCAAAGGAGACAAGGCCCCAUGUUCUCAGGAAGCAGGCUGGUCCUCUGUAGAUGAUAAUCAAGCCAAAAAAAGAGGGAUAAUGCACCCCUCAAAAAUUUCUUUUUCUAAUAAUGGUGUGACCGAUACUUGUAAUUCAGGAAUACUUGAAGAAGAACACAGAUGUGAAGAAUUUGUUUCCCGUGAGCAGGCCCUAGAAGAUUUGUUUACUAAUACCUCAAAUGAAAUUUUGUCUGAGCCUCUAAUCCACCAAUUACACCUUGACUUUGACACUACUUUAAGGGUACAGGAAGAUGAAUUGGGGACGUCCGUAGAACCAUAUGUGACGAGUAACCUGAAUUUACCUCCUGUCCCCCCAGAACAUUUCUGUUCACAUUCCUUUUCCAUGUUGAGCCUUUCCUCAGAUCAAGACCUGACAUUGCAGAAUAAAAGUCCAGAGACUUCUCUGGAAUCUCAUUCCAAAACUGGACACGAUAUGGUGCUACAUCCCUAUGACUCCGAUGCUGCCGUUUUGAUUACCUCUGAACUGAUCUCAAAAUUGCAUCUGGAUGACCCGUGUGCUCUGCCGGAACCCCUGAACAAACCAGAUGCUGAGCCUCCUUUUGCAGAAGAGAAGUAUUUGCAGUGUGCCUGUGGAUCAGAAGGAUGCUUAAAAGAACCAGACCUUGCAGGAGACGCCGCUAUACCAGUGGAUCUGACGCUGGUGCCAAGCAACCAAACACUUGAUUCUUCUCCCUGCUAUAGCUACCAGCAACCAAACGAACAGUCCGUCUGUGAACAGAUUUCUAGCAUUUCUUUGAGUAAUUUCACCUUGGAUGACCUGGAACGGACUCUGGAACGGAUUGCUGCAGAAACAUUCAGUUCAGAUCCAGCCUCUGCACCCUUUAAUCCAGAUAGAAACACCACUAGCCCAGUCAGCAGGGAAGCGUCUAAUGAAGUUUUUUCACAGUCCCCUAAUGCAAGGCUGCCCUUGGGUGCAGGAGAGGGGAAAGAGCCAAGGACGGUGCCGUCUGACAAGUCUAUUUCAAGGCAAUCCGAUCCCUUGUUACAGCUGGGAAGAGAUGGAAAAAUCACACUCUGUCCCCAGGACCCCAGGAAAUGUGACCCCAACACAGUGGGGGCAUCCGAGCCCCCAUCUUUUGAAUCUCCAACUGGUGGGUGCCUUGCGUCUUUGCAACCUGUGGUGGAAAAGAAAAAAAGAAGGCGCUGUGGAGUUUGUGAGCCUUGUCUGCGGAAAACUAACUGUGAAGAGUGUAGCUGCUGUAGGAAACGCAAAACUAGCCACCGGAUAUGUAAAAAGAGAAAAUGUGAAGAACUGAAGAAGCCCUUGCCAUCCAUUCCACCCUCAAAGCAGCCUGCAGAGGUGCUAACUGAAAACAAAAGGCCUCAGAGAAGGAAGCGAAGAGUUCCAAAGGGAGAUCUAAAAAGCAAACUAGUAAAUGGCUGCAGAGCAGAGCUUGUGGAAUAUGUUGCAUAUGGCCAUGGUGAAAAAUACAAGUUGAAAACAAACUACUCACUGCCCUGGGAAGAUGUGCAGACAAAUGAAAAAGGAAGUAUGGCCGGCUUAGAAACAGAGAAGUGGGUGCCGAAUGAAAAUCCAUCACUUAAUAUCCAUGUGAAUGGAGAUCUCUGUAACGCUGAAACCAGGAAUGAGAACUUAACACAUUUUGAAAAGGAUGCAAAACUCGUUUAUUCUUCCAGCAUAAUAGAUGAGGCCCCCAAGUUAUUUGCACAUACAGCUAGAAAUGGCAUUAAAAUCUUACCGCAUUCACCAGCAGAAUGUGACACAUCAUUGAAAUCAGAUGUGAGCACACUGAAAAAAGCAGAUGUGAACACUACUGCAAAGCUGGCCAACAGCUGCAAUCACAGUAACUCCAGUGCCUCCUGGGGUGAAGCGGCUCAGCUGAACAGCAUCUACCCUUUGGCAACUGGAACAUAUGGUGCUAUUCCAGAAGAGAAGGACUAUGUUGUAGGCCACCAGACAGAAAACCCAAACGCAAAUCAGGAAGCCGAAAAUUCACUAUUGCAAACCAUUUCACUUUUACAUUUGCAGGACAAGCCACCCUGUACUCCUGUGCUUGAAAGGGGUGCUUGUCUUGAUGAUGGUGCUUCAGAUAUUCCUAGUAAGGAUUCCCAACCUGAAGAUUUGCAACUUCAGUCAACUUUUUUAUCUCUGAUUAAAAACAGAAAUUUAACUGUGGAACAGGUGGUAGCUAUUGAGGCAUUAACACGUUUGUCCGAGGUCCCUUUAGGCCAUUCUUCACCAGCUAAACCAGAAGGUUUAGAGCAGCAAGCGUCGCAUUUGCUGAACAGUUACAAAAAGGAUAACCCGUGUCCCUUAAAAUCAUCUGCACUGAAAGUAAUAAAAGGGACUUGCCCACAAAAAGACCCACAGCUUCUUUCUCAUCCUUCCUCCCAGAGGAGAAUCAACCAUAAGAGUCUGUUCUACAAGGCUCAAGGUGCUAUUUCUGAGUUCCCCAGUAAAUGUCCAUCUAACUUACUGCGUAGGUUGCAUUGCACCUCAAAAGACACCAGACCUUUCUCUGCUUUAGCGUCUGGUGGAAAUUCAGGUAUUGCUACCAAGAAAUGUCCUCUUCAUCAUAAAACUGCUCUUGGGCCAUGUUCCAAAACCUCAAGUACCGCCAGACAGUGGUGGAACAAAGGAGAGAUGCUUGGCAAAUGGGAGGGAAAGGCUGUUCACAACCUGAAUUUAAAAAGCGGUUCUGUAUUUAAGGGUGGUAUUCACAGCCAAGAUGAAGAAGAGGUAGCCACCCAGUUAACUCAACUCGCAGCAAUAAUUGAAUCGAGCAGAACAAGCCCCAAUCCGAAGAUGACGACAACCCUUCUUGGUCGAUUACCACCUGAUAUGCAAUCAAAAAAUAAGCAGGAUCAGUGCCUAUUGCAGAAGAAACAAUCGGUAUUUGGGAGGAACAAUUACACCUCCUCGUUAGUCAAGCAAAGGCAGCCACCUCGGAAGAAUGAGAAAUCAGUACCGAGGGCCAAAAGAUUGAAGAAGAAACCUCAAGUAGUACCAGACCAACCAAGUCAGCUACAGCAAGAAUGCCAGUAUAGUGAAUUGCAGGACAUACAGAAAAAACCUAAACUGCGCAGACUUGGGCGCAUUGCAUCACAAGAUGCCAAGCUGUCAGCCUUGGGGAAAAAAUCUUCCAAAACCAAAGGACCGAAGGCGCGGAAUCGGAGUGCUUUGUCAUCCCAGCAAAAACCAGCUGUAUUAUUUCUUCCGAAAACUCAGAUAAUAUUCCAUCGGCCUUUACCGGCUUCAAUACAAGGCAAAAUAAGAAAUAAGCCAUUAGGCUGUGAAAUGGUGCCAGAGCCCCUCAAGACAAUAGGCUUUAGCGAUGCACAAGGUGCCAGCAGCCUGAGUGGGGUCACGGGGGCUCUUCAACGUGGAGCCCCGCUUUCUAGUAAUCUGCUGACUGUUCCUCAGUUAAAAACAGACUUUUGCAUAAAACAAGGAAGUGAAAACGGGCAGAUGUUUACAGAAAAAGACAAGAAUUCUCAGGUACAACAAACCAUGAAUAUCCCUCAGCUGAAUCCUUUUCCUCAGAUCUUCAGUCAAAGAGCUGAUGGUGACAUCUGCGAGGAAAGCCAAGCUAAAUCACAAGGUGCUGUGGAACAAAAGGAUCAAAAUCUGCAACUGAUCCUCCGUAACGGUGAUGAUGGCUUGCCAGGGGAUACCAUGCACACUCUUAGAAAUGUGGAGCAUGUAAGUGAAGCUACAUUUCCAACAUUAAGAACUUUAGAGACUGAAAAGCAACAGGGUACUGGGAACUUAAGAUGUUCUCCAACAAAGAAUACACUCAGUAGUUUUCUUGAAUCUCCCUUGACAUUCUUAGAUACCCCUACAAAGAAUUUAAUUGAUACACCUUCAAAGAAAGGACAGAGUAAUUUUCCAACCUGUGACUGUGUGGAACAAAUUAUAGAGAAGGAUGAGGGUCCAUAUUAUACACACCUUGGAACGGGCCCAAAUAUUGCUGCAGUCAGAGAAAUAAUGGAGGACAGGUAUGGAGCAAAAGGAAGUGCUGUAAGAAUAGAGGUAGUGGUGUAUACAGGCAGAGAAGGAAAAAGUUCCCAGGGGUGUCCAAUUGCCAAGUGGGUGAUACGGAGAAGUGGUGAUGAAGAAAAAUUGCUGUGCUUAGUUCGUCAGCGUGCAGGACAUCACUGCCAAACGGCUGUGAUUGUGAUACUUAUUUUGGCUUGGGAAGGAAUUCCUCACCUUCUUGCUGACACAUUGUAUAAGGAACUGACCCAGAGUCUCAGAAAAUAUGGCUGUCCAACUAGCCGCAGAUGUGCAUUAAAUGAAGAUCGUACUUGUGCCUGUCAAGGUCUCGACCCAGAGACAUGUGGGGCAUCCUUUUCAUUUGGCUGUUCUUGGAGCAUGUAUUACAAUGGCUGUAAGUUUGCCAGAAGCAAAAUCCCCAGAAAAUUUAGACUUCUCACAGAUGAUCACUCCCAAGAAGAAAAUCUGGAAAACAAUUUACAGACUUUAGCUACUGAUGUGGCUCCAUUAUAUCAAAAACUUGCCCCUGAUGCUUUCCACAACCAAGUUUGUACUUUAACAAAAGAAGACAACCGUAUAGUAGGUGUGAUACCAAAUGAUGAGCAACUUCAUGUAUUGCCUCUUUACAAAAUAUCACAAACAGAUGAAUUUGGCACAGAAGAAGGGCUGGAAGCCAAGAUUAAAACUGGGGCAAUCCAGGUGCUAACUGCUUUCCCCCGUGAAGUGAGGAUGUUAGCUGAGCCACGUAGGGCAACCAAGAAAAAACCAGAUGCAAAAAAGCAAAGUUUAGCUGAAAAAAAGCAUUCUGCUGCUGUAAGGGGAAAAAAUGGAUUGCCAGAAAAUACUAAGAGAGCAUCACAAAGUUCAGGGACCAAAAUAAAUAUAGUGCAACCUGAGACAAAAAUGGAGACAGCUGAAUACUUUCCAAGCAUAAAACCUAAUUUAGGGAUUGCUACCGAUUGCUCCCCAUUGAAGCAACGUUCUCCAUCUUCUCCUUUAAAACUGGAUAGUUUAUCCUCUUGCUCUCCAUUAAGUGGUAGUCUAAUGCCAGUAACUAAUAGCCAAGAAGAUGUUUCUACUCCCUACGGGUAUUUACAAUGCAGUAGUAAUAAACCUCACGUGACAUCCAAAGGUAAUAAUAACUUUGACAUGUCCACUCGUGAUUAUACUGGAAUUGUGAUGGAUGAGAAGAGAAAUGGUGUGCCUCUGCUUCUUCAAGACCUGACUAUGUCCAGGUCACCAGACAACAGAGAGAAUCUGCCCCUGACUGCUGAACACAAACUAGUUAACAAGCAAAAUUGUGAAGUUAACUUAAAGUCCUCUUCUGUGUCCCAGGUAGCUAGCUCUUGUGAGUCAAUGUUGCAACUGGGCACCCCAGAAGAUGUCUCUAGCAAUGGUUCUUCCCAAGAGCACCCCAUGCAAAAGAGUGGAUUACGGCAAAGCCCAAGUUGUGUAGAAAACGGAUCCAGCGGCCAGCUCUUAAAGCACACAGAUUCUGAAGAAAAAGCAGAAGAAAUGUGGUCUGACAGCGAGCAUAACUUUUUGGACAAUGACAUUGGUGGGGUAGCUGUAGCACCAUCCCAUGGUUCUAUCUUAAUUGAAUGUGCACGGCGCGAACUUCAUGCCACCACGCCUCUUAAAAAGCCCAACAGGAACCAUCCCACACGGAUCUCUCUAGUCUUUUACCAACACAAAAACUUAAAUGAGCCAAAACAUGGGAUAGCCCUGUGGGAGGCCAAAAUGGCAGAGAGAGCAAAAGAGAAGGAAGCUAGAAAAUCAGGAACUGAAGCCACCGGUCUGCCAGCCACUGACAAGAAUGCAAAUCAGACCAAUGCAACCCAAGAGAUUUUCUACAAAGAAAAUGAAUUCAACCAAAUUCCAUCUCGCAGAGCAUUAACAGUAACUCAUGAUAAUAUUCUAACGGUGUCUACUUAUGCCCUCACACAAGUUGCAGGGCCCUACAACCAUUGGGCAUAAGCUCUUAUAGCAACAACACAACUUUUGCCUUGGAGCAGUGUUACACAAUCCUAAAGGUGCUGUUAAAGAACAAAGUCUCAUAUGGUUUACUCUUUGUUCAUCUCAACCAUUUUGAAGGCUGAGGUAAAAAUUAUUUUGUUUUUAAACUGUGACUUUAUAUAUUUUAACAUCUGGUGAUUCUCAAGUGUGUGUGUAUA
Messenger RNA from Thamnophis sirtalis, 6831 nucleotides. The record is from RefSeq and is a predicted model, not a curated record. NCBI's taxonomy places the organism in Eukaryota, Metazoa, Chordata, Lepidosauria, Squamata, Natricidae.